Aspergillus bombycis is the source of this 2043-nucleotide messenger RNA. RefSeq lists its product as uncharacterized. NCBI's taxonomy places the organism in Eukaryota, Fungi, Ascomycota, Eurotiomycetes, Eurotiales, Aspergillaceae. The record is from RefSeq and is a predicted model, not a curated record. The transcript is spliced from 5 exons. The coding region runs from base 1 to 2043 and encodes 680 amino acids.
AUGCUCUGGAAAAAAGUCAUAUCGCUCAUUGCUUUCGACAAGGUAGCUUCGACACGAGCGACUCAGCCAGUCAGCCGCGAUUUAUUUCAGCUGAAUACGACGGAGGAGAUUUUUUUCCAGCUCGAAAACGUCUCCUACCUUAGCAAUGCUCGCCAUCCGAAAGCGGUUUAUCCAAGCAGCUGGCCUCCAUCAGACCAGCCGCUGUGGACUCCUUUAACCGCCAUUAGUGUCAAUGUGACACAGGUGACAGAGGCAGAUAUUAAGAAGACCAUCCAGGACUACUUGGACCAGGACGAUGUCUUCAAUCCCGCGUUUUUGGAGACCGUUUUCAUCCAAUCCGUCGCUGGAGGGACAAUUGAAGAAGAAGCGAUUGGCUACCUGCAGCGCCUGAAUGUGUCAACCAUCAUUGUCCCCCCAAACGUUACCACUUCACCCAAAUCCUCCAUCCGUAUGGUGCGUAUUGAUUCGGUGCCGUAUAGCCAACCGGUUGAAGGGCCUUUUGUAGCCGUUGUCAAGGACAACGCUAUCCAUCUGUGUCCCGUCUGGAGGCUGUACUUGGAUCAUUACAGUGUGUUUCUGCAGGGUUCGUAUGAAUCCGGAGAUGGUAAAGGCACGCAUCGUGCAGUUGGAGCUGAGAAUACCAGGAUCUUCGAACAGCCUCUGAUUCCAGUACCCUCGCGUAUCUACAGCUGGAGGGACCCUCGUCCACUAGCUGGGGCGCGAGUGGGAGUCAAAGAUCUGUUUGAUGUCAAAGGCCUCCAAACCACGGGAGGAAGUAAGGCAUGGACGCAUAUCACUCCUGUUGCGAAUGCCACCGCACCAGCAAUCCAAAGAAUAAUUGAUCUCGGCGGCCACAUUGUCGGCAAGCAGAAGCUGGCGCAGUUCGCGUCGGCAGCCAACCCAUGGCUCUGGCAAGAUGAACACUACCCAUUCAACCCUCGUGGAGACGGGUGGCUUACAUGCAGCGCAUCGUCUUCUGGCGGCGGUUGCUCCAUCGCAGCAUAUGAAUGGCUGGACUUCGCGAUUGGCACAGACACCGGUUCCUCUAUAAGGCUACCCGCUGCAGUAGCUGGUGUAUACGGACAACGCCCCAGCCAGGGUAUGAUGUCUCUGGAUUUCGCUCUCCCUGUCAGCCAUCCCAGCGACACAGCCGGGGUGUUCAGUCGGGAUCCAAAGAAAUGGGCCCAGUUCGCCAAAGCCUGGUACACCACCACCAUGCAGCAACCGUCGAAUAUGACCGGAUUGCCUCCCUACGAUGUGCCCGAUACCGACCAAUUCCCCACCCGACUAGUAUAUCUAAGCGACUUCCUACCACUAAACCAAGCCGCCACAGCGCCUAUCUGGCAAUCUUUCAUAUCAAACCUUACACACAUGUUCAACAUGACCGUCGAAACAAUCAACUUCACCGCAGUCGCACAAUCCACAUCCGAGCCCGCCAUAUCCACCAUACUCGAGGCCAAGACCAUGGACACCAUCUGGACGUGGGACCAGUGGCGGCUAAUCGGGGAGCCCCUCCUCAGCACCUGGGGGAAUAUGUUCGAGGGCCGGUUCCCUCCUCUAGACCCGACCCACCGCGACCAGUGGCAGGGGUUCCUGGCCAACCCGGUCCGGGAAGAAGACUUCCAGCGGGCUCUUGAGGCCCGAGCAAAGGCAGUUGCGUGGUUUGAGAAAUCCAUUCUGUUCUCCACUACUGACUCGUGCUCGGAGUCCCUCCUGGUCUAUGAUAUUGGGCCCGGCGGGUUUCCCUCCUACCGGGAGGAUGCGCUGAACAAGUUACCGAAUACAACGUAUGUUUACGAGAAGUCGGCUGGUGCGGCCAUUCUUGGGGCGUCCAUUUGCCCGAUCUUUGGGUGUGCGGAUUAUACGGUUCCGAUUGGAGAGGUGGCGUAUAAGUCGGCUGUUACGUUGAAGACGGAGAUGAUGCCCGUGACAAUCAACUUGGUCGUCAAACGGGGGUGUGACUUUGUGCUCUUUAAUAUGAUUGAGAGGCUAGCUGAUGCGGGCUUGCUGCAGAGUGUUAAGACUGGGAAAACACUGUUUUGA